AUGGAAUGCUCUGAGCCGACAGUGCGGUGUGCCCUUAGCUCUGCCCGCCUGCGUGGGGUCCUGGAGCCCUUCUUGGAGCUCAUCCAGCAACCAUCAUGCAGGGUGGUGCUGGGGACCGCCCUGUUACUGGGAGGUGGAGGCCUCGUGUUGUGGAUGCAGAGGAAGAGGAAACGGAAGACAGAUUCUGAGACCACACCAGAGGUGCAGGAGCCGGCCGAGAGCGAACACUCGAAGGAUGAGAGUUGGAUCAAAUCGCACUUUAGCCGUCUUUCCGAAGAGAAGCUGGCCGCCAGCAACACUGCCUGCCUCAACACCGCCGGGCCCAGCAGCUCCGCCGCUGCUCCACAGCCCAACAGCGGCAGCGGGGAGGCCAGCACCACGAUUCGCGUGGAGACCUUCAGCACGCGGCAAGGAGACGAGGGCAUGGCCCUUCACCGGGAGUCCUUCACCAGCAAGCAGAGAAUGUCUGGGACUUCCGUGACCAAAGAGACCCACAAGGAGUCUGGGAAGUCCUCGUCCCCGGAGGAGGCCACGUGGGCCGCCGUGGCCGCCUGUACCAAGGAGAUUGACACCAAGGGGCAGCAGCUGGCUAACUCCAUGUUGCAACGGGCCACGGCCUGCCAGAACUCGGGCCACCUGGAGACCAAGGACAUCAACCAGGAGGAGCUGAAGGCCCUCGAGGAGGUGGAGAUAAAGCUGAAGGGGAAUUUCCUCACCCAGCGGGAAUCCACCGUAGCUGGUGCCAACCACGCACAUACCUACCACAGCCACUGCCACCACGGCCACCAGGGCUAUCCGAACCACCAGUCCCACAGCCUGCCCAGCCGCAGCCCCCAGGCCUACCACCCCUUUAAAGCCACCUGACCACAGGUGAAGAUGCCCCUUCCCCCCGCAGGGCUGGCUCACAAACACAGGCAUCCUGUGUGGCCCACCUCUCUGAUGGGGCAACCUAUGUGGCCCAGAGUGAGAUGCUGCUGCCCAAGUCCAUUCUUCCUCAGGCCCCCCACAAGGGGUUCCGGGCCCCUUCAGCUCCAUGAGUGGGGUCUGCCCCUGACGGCCCCUGGUGAGGGAGAGCUGGGGAGAAUUGGGGUAGCUGAGACAGACUCACAGGCCCCUGAAGAACCCCCGAGAGAAGAUGGGAGAGGCAGAUCCCAGGAGCAGCCGAGAGCAACACACCGAUGCCAAAUGCCUUAGCUGAGCCAAUAAAGCCUUGCAUGCCCUUACUCUUGAGUCUGGAGGCUCUGUGGCCAGCCCUGGGUCUGAGCGGGCCUCUGGGGAGAGUGUUCCUCCUCCCAAGUCCUCCUCUGGUAGGCUGGUUCAAGGAUCCCUAAAUUAGCUUCUGGGGUCUUAGGUUCUGGGCAUGGAAACUCUCCACAGGGCUCAGCCCCCACUAACCUGCUGCCGCCAGAGGAGGAGGAAGCAGCCAGGAGCUGGGAGGUGUGCGGAAGUAAGGUGCAGGUUGGAAGUAAGUAGGGGUGGGAUGUGGGGCUACAGUCCUCUUGGUGCUGCUCCCACCCUGUGCUGCUCACAGGAUGCUGCUCUCUCCCCGCCCCCACUGGGAUCGUGGUGGUGCCUCCCCACCAGCUACCUUCAGAGCCAUGGUAUUGGGCUAUGUACUCUCUCUCCUGGUUUAUGCUGCUAUUGCUGGGGCUGGGGCUGCUACUGCUGCAGUACUACUAAGUAGUAGCAUUAUUCCUCAUACUACAAUAGCUCCCCCUGCCUUUUUAAAAAAAAUUUUAAUAUUUAUUUAUUUAGGCUGUGCCAGGUCUAGGUUGCAGUAUGUGGGAUCUUUAGUUGUGGCAUCUGGGAUCUAGUUUCCUGAUCAGGAAUCGAACCUGGGCCCCCUGUAUUAGGAGUGUGGAGUCUUAGCCAUUGGGCCACCAGGGAAAUCCCUCCCUCCAACCACCACCUUUUUUCAAGUUUUUAGUACAUGCCGCGCUCUGUGUCAUGUUAUGGCACAGACCUAAGAGGAAGGUAUGACAUUAUCUCCACUUUGCAGGUGAGGCUCAGAGGUGCAAUCUUCCCAGAGGUGGCAUAGACAGCAGGUGGAUAUUGCUGGGGUCAGAGCCCAGUGUGGCCUGACUGCAAAGCCCGUACCCCUCAUCCCUGCCCUGCGCUGCUCCCUGGUCUGAUGCCCACUGUCCCCUGAACUGUUGUCUCUCAUACUUGUCCCUGUCCUCUUCCCACAUGUCCUGACAUGCUCUGUGCCCACCUGCAAGCCUGGGACUCCCCCACCUCCUCUUUCUGGGUCCCAGAAAGCCAUUUCUGGGGCAAGUGGUGACCUCCCUGUUAAGCUGUUAAAGGGAGACAGCUGUCUUCCCCAGGAAACUUGAGAGAAGUCAGCUACAGGGCACUGUCUAACCCCCAGUGUCUCCUUUACAUAGGCAUGUCUUACCAUUUGUAACUAUUAUGGAUUUACCAGUGGUUUCCAAACUGUGGGCCUCAAACUCCAGGAAGGAGGUGCCUAGAAUCAUUGCAAAG
Messenger RNA from Dama dama (fallow deer), 2481 nucleotides. It is a transcript of the gene C15H10orf62, whose product is annotated as chromosome 15 C10orf62 homolog. Lineage: Eukaryota; Metazoa; Chordata; Mammalia; Artiodactyla; Cervidae. The coding region runs from base 1 to 864 and encodes 287 amino acids. The record is from RefSeq and is a predicted model, not a curated record. The transcript is spliced from 2 exons.